AUGACACCACAUAGAGAGUGGUUAACCAAUUUUGAUGCAAGCAAAAGGUCUAGUAUAAAACUAGCAGAUGGGAGAAAACUUGCUGCUGAAGGUAUUGGUAACAUAGUGAUCAAAAGUAAGAAGGGAGGUAAAGUGAUCAUCUUUGAAGUGUUAUAUGUCCCUAGUAUGAAUUGCAAUUUGCUCAGUUUAGGUCAAUUAGUGCAAAGAGGGUUCUCUGUAAGUAUGGAGGACAAUGCACUGAAGCUGUUUGACAAAAUGAAGAACUUGGUUCUGAUGUGCAGCUUAUCAAACAACAGAACCUACAGGUGUAAAAUCUCAAGUGUAGAUAUGAUGUGCAUGUCUACCACAGUGAUUGAUGAGGUUGAAGCACUUUGGCACAAAAGGUAUGGACACUUGAACUAUAGAAGCCUCAGUGAUUUAAAUUCUAAGGAAUUGGUGUAUGGCCUGCCUAAGUUUAAGACUAAGAAGUCCAUAUGUGAGAUAUGUGUGAAGAGUAAGCACAGUAGAAAACCUUUUGUAGCUGAAAUGCCCAAGAGAGCUAGUGGUGUAUUGCAAGUGAUUCAUAGUGACAUCUGUGGUCCAUUUGAAGUUGCUUCAUUAGGGGGAAGCAAGUAUUUCAUCACAUUUAUUGAUGAAUAUAGCAGAAUGAUCUGGUUAUACACUUUGAAGCUAAAGAGUGAAGCUUUAGAAGUGUUUAAGAAGUUUAAAGUCUUGAUUGAAAAAGAAAGUGAGAAAUCAAUUAAGAUUUUGAGAACAGAUGGUGGUGGAGAGUAUACCUCAAGAGAAUUUGAGAACUUCUGUAUUAAUCAAGGCAUUACACAUGAAGUUACUGCUCCAUACACACCACUAGGGGUUCAAACACUUGAACCCCCAUCCCCAUUGGUGCAAAUUAAUGAAGUCAACAAUGUUGAAGAAAAUUCUAAGAAGAAAAGGAAAGUUGGAGACGCAUCAACAUUGCCCACAACCAAUGAUACCAACGUUGAAGCUGGAGAUACAGGUAACCGAAAACCUAUUAAACCUAGGUCCUGGACUUGGAAACAUUUUAAAAAAGUAGGCUCAAGAGCUAAGUGUAACUGGUGUGGUACAACAUAUGCUGCUGAUUCAAAUAAAAAUGGCACUAGUAAUUUGAGAAACCAUUUGUUGCGCCAAUGUCAGAAGUUUCCCAAAGAGUCUCUUGAUCCCACUCAACAGACUCUUAUCCUUCAACAAUCGAAAAAAGAAGAUGGGAACGAAUCUGGUAGUGUUCUUACCGGUGUCCAUUUUGAUGCUGAGGCAUGUAGGAAAGCUUUAGCUAGGAUGAUAAUUGUUGAUGAGUUGCCUUUUAAGUUUGUUGAGGGUGAGGGAUUUCUUUAUUUCAUGAGUGUUGUGCAACCUAAACUCACAAUUCCAAAAAGGAUGACAGUUGCUAGAGAUUGUUGGGACUUGUACACAAGUGAGAAACAUAAGUUAAAGAGUGUGUUUAAUACAACAAAUCAAUCUAUUUGUCUUACAACUGAUUGUUGGACUUCUGUGCAAAAUUUGAGUUAUCUUUGUCUUACUGCACAUUUCAUUGAUCAUGAUUGGAAAAUGCAUAAAAGAAUUCUUAAUUUCUGUCCAAUUGUGGAUCACAAAGGAUUGACCAUUGGCAAAAAAAUUGAAAAGUGUUUGGAGGAAUGGCUGAUAUGUAAAGUUUUCACUGUAACGGUUGAUAAUGCUAGUUCCAAUGAUGUUGCCAUCACUUACUUGAAAAAUACAAUAAGUGAUUGGAAUUCACAUCCAUUGAAAGGGGAAUAUAUGCAUGUCCGUUGCUGUGCACAUAUUCUAAAUCUUGUGGUCCAAGAUGGUCUAAAAGACUAUCAUUCUUCAAUUAGAAAGAUUAGGAAUGCUGUUAACUAUGUUCGUAAAUCUCCGGGUCGUUUGGAAAGGUUUAAAACUUGCAUUAAGGAAGCUAGGAUACAAGAAAAGUCAAUUGUUAAGUUGGAUGUUUCCACUAGGUGGAACUCCACAUAUAUUAUGCUAGAAAGUGCAUUGAAGUUUCAGAAGGCAUUUAAGAGAUUAAGUGAGAAGUGUGCUGAUUUUGUGUUGAUGCAAGAUGGUUGUCCAAAUAAUGUGGAUUGGGAUAAUGCAAGAUGUUUUGUUAAUUUUUUGAAAAUAUUUUUUGAUAUCACUAACAAGGUGUCAGGUUCCACUUUUGUAACCUCUUCUCAAUAUUUCAAUGAACACAUUAUGAUAUUGACUACAUUCAAGGGGUGGAUAGAAUUGAAGAGUUCAGACAACUUGCUUGGAAAGAUGGCUGAAGAUAUGAAAGCUAAAUAUGAAAAAUAUUGGGGUGAUGUUAAAAAUACGAAUAUGUUGAUCUUUGUUGCUGUUGUGCUUGAUCCUCGACAUAAGAUGAGGUUUGUUAGGUGGGGCUUGAAUAAGGCAUAUGUGAAGGAUGUUGCCGAUUCUUUGUAUACAAAAAUAGAGGAGACAUUAUACAAAAUAUUUGAUAGUUAUAGGCUUUUUGUUGAACUUAAAGCACCAGAGGAUGCAUUUGCUGCGGAGGUUCAGAUGGACACGGAUCUUAAUGACAACAUGCAGAAAAAUGAAGUGGAUUUGUAUCUCAUGGAAAAUUUGGAGAAGAAAAGUCCUGGUUUUGAUAUCUUGAACUGGUGGAAGGUGAAUUCCACCAAGUAUCCUAUUCUUGGUCAAAUGGCUAGAGACAUAUUGGCCAUUCCUCUCUCUACUGUUGCUUCAGAGUCCGCUUUCUCUACCGGAGGUAGAGUACUUAAUAAUUAUAGAAGCUCUCUUUCGCCAAAGACAGUUGAAGCU
This is a messenger RNA of Trifolium pratense (red clover), 2790 nucleotides long. RefSeq names its product zinc finger BED domain-containing protein RICESLEEPER 1-like. The transcript has 3 exons. Gene Ontology annotation, molecular function: protein dimerization activity; DNA binding. Lineage: Eukaryota; Viridiplantae; Streptophyta; Magnoliopsida; Fabales; Fabaceae. The record is from RefSeq and is a predicted model, not a curated record. The annotation marks the transcript as partial. Gene Ontology annotation, biological process: DNA integration.